Rotaria sp. Silwood1 is the source of this 426-nucleotide messenger RNA. The record is from the annotation of a GenBank genome assembly. NCBI's taxonomy places the organism in Eukaryota, Metazoa, Rotifera, Eurotatoria, Philodinida, Philodinidae.
AUGAAUCUUAAUCACAAUGUUCUUCAUCAACAACAAAAAUAUCAUUUCAAUCAAUAUAAAAGUGAUAUAGGACAGAAAAAUAAUGAAUUAAAUAACAUUCAUUGUCAACCAACUCCAGUUCGUUCUCUUCGUCCAAAGAAAAUAUCAAAGCGUUAUGUUCGUUCAACAACAAUUAUUAUCUUUACAAAAAUAGGUACAAAAAUCGAAAAUAUAUUAAAAGUGGUUGGUACAGGUGUUACUGACUGUUAUAUAGCUGUUAUAGGUGGUACAAUCAGUCCUGGUCGUGUUCAAUACAUUAAAUAUGUUAUUAUUUUUAUUAUUCAUGUUAUACAAAAUAGUACAACAACAUUACAAAAUCCAUCAUCAUGUUCCGAAUACGGCCUUGUAAUGGUCGAAAAUUCAAUACUAUUUAAUUUUCAAUUGUAA